UCUGUCCUCGCCCCAACAAACAAACCACCCCCUCAACGUCUCAACUUCCCUCUUCUCCUUCACUUGUUACGUUUAGCAGAAAAAAAAACCACAGGAACAACAAAAGCAAAUUAAUAUUGCAUUGAGACCAAACGUAGAGAUUCACCUUCAGCCAUGGAUUUCUGGCGUAAAGCCCGAACCUUCGCGGAGGACGCCGCCAAGCGUUCCCAGGAACUAACCAAGGAAGCUGCCAAGCGAUCCCAAGAGCUCACUGUCGGUUCUUCCAAGUUCUACGACAUCGUUACCGAAACGGCUAGGCGUUCCAAGGAGAUCGCCGCUGAGGCCUCCAAACGCUCCCAGGAGAUUACAAUUGGUUCCUCCAAGCUUUCCGACAUCGUAUCCGAGACGGCUAAGCGUUCCAAGGAGAUCGCUUCCGAGGCCUCUAAGCGAGCCGAUCAGAUCAAGGCCGAAGCCAUCAAGAGAGCUGACCAGAUCAAGUCUCUAGCUGAGGGGAUCACGCCAUCCGGUGCGCUAUCUCGCACGGUGCCUGCUGUGGACUCGCAGCUGGAGGAGAAGGAGAAGGAGAAGGAGAAGGAGAAGGAAAAGGAAAUGGAGAAGGAGCUCGAGAGGUUCGGUGUCACGGAGGAGUUGAGAGAGUUCGUGAAGGAAAUUACUAUGAGUACAUUUCAAGAUUUUCCAUUGCAAGAUGACUCGGAGAUGUCUAACGUGCCUAUGGUUUCAAAUGUGAGGCAGGAUCUUACACAAUGGCAAGAGAAGCAUGCCCACCUCGUUCUAUCAACAGUCAAGGAAAUAUCAAAGUUGAGAUAUGAGUUAUGCCCUCGCAUUAUGAAAGAAAGAAAAUUCUGGAGGAUAUAUUUUCUUCUGGUGAACAAUCAUGUUGCACCCUUUGAGAAGCGGUUUAUGGAGGAGGCUACACAGAAACCUGCAGAAGAAGUAAAAGAUAAUGAAGUGGAGGAAAAAGCCGUGGGAACUUCCAAACCAGAGGCGAAGAAAUCAAAGCAGCAGAGUAAAAGUGUGGCUGUAUCUUCUUCUGAACAAGAUUUGGAUGUAUUCCUUCUGGGUGGAGGGUCUGGAGACAGUGAUGAGGGUCCAGAUGAUGAUGAGGAGCCCUUCAAUGAUGAUUUUGACAAGAUGGUUAAUAGUUCGGGACAAUUCCAGGUCCCAUGCUGGUUCAUAUUAUUUCUGCCUGCAAUGUCUUUGUGAUUUCAUUCAUUAGAUUUGGUGCAUCAGUGAUAUGAUGAAGUGGAGAAAUUCCAAGUAAAUUUACAUGCUUGGCUGGUCUUAUCGCUCCCUGUGGAGUAGUGGAUCUCUACGCCCACUUAGUAUUGUUAGAGUUUAAGGGUGGUGGUUGGAAGUUGAAACUGUAGAUAUGCAAUAUAAUUUUGACAUACUGGUUUUAUUGGCAUCUGUUGUUUAUGUAAACAAAUUGAAUCCCUCAGCUGCAUUUUGUGCUUGCUAUAUUUUGGAUACUUCUCAACCUGCAGGAUGAUGAGAAAGAAAAGUUAUAGAAUAUUGCUGAUAUGCAAGCUGAUGUGCCUGCAAUAUUGCGAACUAUCGCAGCUUAAAAUUAUAAGAGAGGAAUGCUGCAUUUGCACAUGGAAUAAGCGACUCGGUGGAAAUCUUACAUUUCCAUACAUUAGCUUCAGAUAUAACUAUAGUAUUUUUCUCUUUAUCUUUGUUUUUCUUCUUUUACUCCUUUCAUUUUGUGUAAAGAAUAUUUAUUUGUUUGUUUUUCUUUUAAAUUGUUGUCUACUAAAUGUAAUUAAUAUUUAGUUUUAGUGUUGAUAUGGCCAGUAUUAUUUUGACUGCGUUACAUCCA
Messenger RNA from Manihot esculenta (cassava), 1819 nucleotides. RefSeq lists its product as uncharacterized. The transcript is spliced from 6 exons. The coding region runs from base 154 to 1203 and encodes 349 amino acids. NCBI's taxonomy places the organism in Eukaryota, Viridiplantae, Streptophyta, Magnoliopsida, Malpighiales, Euphorbiaceae. The record is from RefSeq and is a predicted model, not a curated record.